AUGGUGAAGGAGAGAGCUUACUCCAGGCGGGAGUUAGAAAGUCUACGGAGAGCUGACCUUCAACAGCUUUAUAAAAUACAUGGACUGAAAGGGGCGAACCAGAAAUCAGAUGUCUUAUUAGAGAGUCUAUUGGAAUACUUCACUUCUACCAAAUUCCUCAACACUGCACCCCCUGCUCAAUCUCGUCAUGCACAACGACUCAAGAGUAUUCCACCUCAAGGUGUUCGGAUGGGUACUGGGAGAAUAGAAGAUCCGCAAAUGCGGAAGGUGGCUCCCAUACCUAGAAGGAGUCCUUCGAAAAAAGAUACAGAAUUGGGGAAUAGUAGUAGUACUUUGACAGGUGGCGGGAAUGGAUCGUCUAUGGUCUUACCUCCAACGCAGGAGACACCUUCUGGUGCACAAUCAUUGAAUUCGUCUACGAACUCGCAACAUAGAGCCUCCGCUUCCUCGCAACCAUACUCCAGUCUAUCCGUACAAGUCAAAGUUCUAUCAAAGCGAUUAGAUGUCCUCGAGUCCAGAGCCUUUCCUCAUCGAGCCGAAAUUGACCAACUUCGAGAACAACUACGCUUGCUCGAUGGAUCGGUGGCGACCGGAUCGGGAGUGACCAUUGAACGUGUUGAACAGUUGCUCAAAGAGCGGGAUGAAAUGUGGGAAGCUAGACUGCAAGCUGUUGAGAUUAGAUGGGCCGCUAGAUUGCGAUCACUCGCCGAGCAGUUCAAUCAUGUAGGAGAAGAAGAUGACACAUCUCAAGGGAAAUUACCACAGUUUAUCCUCACCGAAGACACACCAACGACUCUAUCUCAUCUGGGAAAACGACCGACAACCACAGACGACAAUUCCGAAGGUGUUGUGCGGGAAGAGGAAGAGUCUUCGGAAAGUGCAUCACCUCGAAAACGAGCCCGACUAGAUCAAGACGUCGUCAGCACAUCUGUGGAUGGUGUGUUUCGAAUCCCCAAAACGCCAGUCACUUCCCGUCCUAUCCCUCAACUACCUUCCACCCCUCCCUUCAACCCUUCUCUUUCUCAAGAACCACGCACGCCUUCUCCCACACAUCAGGGACAUCUUCCCGACAAUUCGAAGACGCCCUCCGCUUUCGGCCCGGAUUUCUUCGCCGACCUCCCUCACAUCGCUCAAACACCAGAUCGUCGAGGUGCGACGGAACUAUCGUACCCCCUCUUUGCCACGACUCCUCGACCCGGGGAACCGCGGAGUCCGACAUUGGACGCACCACCGUCCGCAUCUCGCCGGCGGACGAACUACGGAGAGUUGGCUAUGUUGACUCCUGGUCGAUUGCGUCGUGGUGAUUCCGCUCCUCGUGCUGUCUCUCAAGCGCAUAUGGAUCUUUCGACCAUUACCGAAGCUACCGAAGAACCAUUCUUAACCAGCGUAAUUCGAGCUCGUACUAUCUCUGCCGAACCUAUGCCUGCCGAUUUACUUGGGCCUAUUCUCUCCCGCGACCAUCGGUCGAAAGACUCGAUCAUGACUCCUCCGGCUCUUUCUCCCUCUCCAUCCAUUGCCGAUUCACACUUCGCUCCGGUCACACUGCCUCCGACUCAGAGAAGUGGGGCGACUGUUCCAAGUGCUCGCACGAGGGGAGGUUCAUCGCCCGCUAGAGAAUAUAUGGAGGUUGCAUUGCGCGGUUUGAUGAACCCUCAGGAUUCACCGAGCGCAUUGGCCACACCCGGACAUAGGACCAUGCUAGGUACGGAAAGAUAUAGGGAUUCGAGGUUUGGGGAUGUACCUAUGGCCGAGUGGGCGUCUCCAGGGAUGGAUGUGUUGUCUACACCAGGGUCGGGUCCGUUUCGUAGGGAGGGAUAG
Molecule: messenger RNA, 1818 nt
Organism: Tremella mesenterica DSM 1558
Lineage: Eukaryota; Fungi; Basidiomycota; Tremellomycetes; Tremellales; Tremellaceae
Exons: 3
Coding region: 1-1818 (605 amino acids)
Source: RefSeq, a predicted model, not a curated record